Molecule: messenger RNA, 1414 nt
Organism: Capsicum annuum
Lineage: Eukaryota; Viridiplantae; Streptophyta; Magnoliopsida; Solanales; Solanaceae
Product: cysteine synthase, chloroplastic/chromoplastic
Exons: 10
Coding region: 73-1197 (374 amino acids)
Biological process (GO): pollen tube growth; double fertilization forming a zygote and endosperm
Cellular component (GO): cytoplasm
Molecular function (GO): cysteine synthase activity
Source: RefSeq, a predicted model, not a curated record
CACAUUUUUGUGUAGUACAUAUUUUAGUAUUUAUCCCUAAGAAAGAGGGAAGAUAGAGAUAGGAAAAUAGCAAUGGCAUCUAUCAUCAACAAUCCCUUCACUUCUCUCUGCUGCAACACCAACAAAUGUGAACCUAAUAGAAUUUGCUCUUUAAGGUCUCAGCAGUCAUUGGUGUUUGACAACGUCAACAGAAAAGUUGGUUUCCCUUCUGUUGUUUGCAAAGCAGUGUCUGUGCAAACGAAAUCACCUACAGAAAUUGAAGGCCUUAACAUUGCUGAAGAUGUUACACAGCUUAUUGGGAACACACCAAUGGUUUACCUUAACACCAUUGUUAAGGGUUGUGUUGCAAAUAUUGCUGCUAAACUUGAGAUUAUGGAGCCAUGUUGCAGUGUUAAGGACAGGAUAGGGUUCAGUAUGAUAUCUGAUGCUGAGGAGAAGGGACUUAUAUCUCCAGGGAAGACUGUUCUAGUUGAGCCUACGAGUGGAAACACAGGCAUUGGUCUUGCCUUCAUUGCUGCUUCCAGAGGAUAUAAGCUCAUCUUAACGAUGCCUGCCUCAAUGAGUCUUGAAAGAAGGGUUAUUCUAAAAGCUUUUGGAGCUGAACUUGUUUUAACUGACCCAGCCAAAGGGAUGAAAGGAGCUGUUUCAAAGGCUGAAGAAAUAUUGAAUAACACACCAGAUGCCUAUAUCCUUCAACAAUUUGACAAUCCCGCCAACCCCAAGAUACACUAUGAAACAACGGGUCCAGAAAUCUGGGAAGACACAAAAGGCAAAAUCGACAUACUUGUUGCUGGCAUUGGAACUGGCGGAACCAUUUCUGGAACGGGCCGAUACCUUAAAGAGAAAAAUCCAAACAUUAAGAUUAUUGGUGUGGAGCCCACAGAAAGUAACGUUCUAUCAGGGGGCAAGCCUGGUUUUAUUCCAGGAAACUUGGAUCAAGAUGUCAUGGAUGAAGUGAUAGAGAUAUCAAGUGACGAAGCUGUUGAAACUGCAAAGCAAUUAGCCCUACAAGAAGGGUUGUUGGUUGGGAUUUCUUCGGGGGCAGCUGCUCUUGCUGCCAUUCAGGUUGCGAAGAGGCCUGAGAAUGCAGGGAAACUUAUUGCGGUUGUAUUUCCAAGUUUUGGGGAACGGUACCUCUCCUCUAUACUUUUCCAGUCAAUACGAGAGGAAUGCGAGAAAAUGAAGCCAGAAUUGUGAAGAUCUUCCUUUGUCGAGCUAUCUUCUGAUUCCUAAUAAUGUUAUUUGCCUUUUCUAGCUGCCACACUUUUGUUUGUUAUUUAGUUGGCUGCUGGUGUAUACAAUAGAUCAGGUAUUAAGAUGAUUCUCAUAACAAAGCUUAAACAACCUCAUUGAUUUGGUUUGACGGUUUUUUGUUUGUGAAUUGAUCAUGAAAUUUGGGUGAAGUUUCACUGCA